AUGUCCACGAAAAAGAAGAUUGGAGUUACGAGUGUGUUCAUGGUCGGAAUAUUCACGAUCGGCGCAGGAGUUGCAAGGACAUACAUCUAUCUCGUGACGUCUUAUGACAAGGAGGAUAAUCCUGAUUUCAUAGCUGAUUUCACGCUAUUUAUCCUAUGGUCGGAGAUCGAGGUCAAUGUGGCUAUGAUUGUCUGCUGCAUGCCGGUCUUUGGACCUGUUCUUGGUCAAUGUCGGGAUACUCUGUACCGUUUCUUCGGUCAGUCAAAGGAAGGUGAUUUUGGUCUCCUUGGGCAUUCUACAUCGGCAUCAACGAAUGAUGGCAAGACACCCCUCACCAAGUUUAAUACUUCAUGCGGUAUGGCUAACCGCGUGUUUGCGUCCGUGGUAGCCGUGCUUCUAGCAGCCAUUGCAAUUUAUUACCAGGAACUUUUGAAUACUUUCUUUCUAAGUCCCAGCCUAAAGGUAGUUGACUCGGCACGAGAUAUUACUUACCUUGGCAGUCUAUCCCCUUCCGGGAUUGAGCAUUUCCAGAACAUUUUCUACGCCGAGGAACCUACAGGACAGCGACGUUUCGCACCGCCAGUUCCAACGAAGCCAGUGAAGGGAUCUGUCAUUGAUGCCACCAAGGCUGGGGCCUGGUGUCCACAAGCAACGGGGGAUAUACUUCCGUUCACAAGUAGAGUGACCAAUAUUAGCGAAAAUUGUCUGAGCUUGAGAAUCGCGAGACCGGCAGGUACACAGAAGAAUGCUAAGCUUCCAGUUGCGGUCUGGAUCCAUGGAGGUGGCCAUGCUUUGGGCUCAGCUUCCGAUAUUCUUUACGAACCUGACGGCUUGAUAAAUCUGGCUGCUGAUGAUGGACUGCCGCUGGUAUAUGUUGGCAUAAAUUAUCGCCUAGGCUUAUUCGGUUUUGCGACUAGCGAAUCAUUGGUUGAGAAGAAAGAGACAAAUGCAGGGCUCCGUGACCAGCGUGCCGCUUUGGAGUGGGUCCGCGAUAAUAUUGAGGCAUUCGGCGGUGACCCUAACAGAGUGACUGUCAUCGGACAGAGCGUUGGGGCCAGUGACAUCGGUCUACAGCUAACCGCCUUUGGUGGUGAUCGAGAUGUUCCAUUCCAGCAAGGAGUAAUGAUGUCUGGCGGUCCAGGGUUGAACUUCAACAGCCAGCCAGAACUGGUUGCGGAUAAUACGGCUGCUAUUGCACAGCAAGUAGGAUGCGGCGGCAACCAAGAUCUGCAGACACUGGAGUGUCUUCGAGCUGUUCCUUUCGAGCAACUAACCAACCUAUCCGUUACUGCAUCUCGCGCAGCCCGUCCGCCUUUCGGCGAAGGGUUCUUUUACCCAACAAUCGAUGAUGACUUCAUUCAAGAUAGACCCUCCGAGUUGACUCGCGCAGGAAAGUUUACCAAAGGAAUUCCCUUAAUAGCUUCCUGGGUCACAAACGAUGGCGCUUGGUACGCACUCCCAACGACUGCGACAGACGACGAAGUUCUAGGGAGCUUCGGGCUAUGGCUGCACAAACUUUCAAAAUCCACCAAAGAGAAGCUCCUACACCUAUAUCCUCUAGAGGACUUUGCACACAUGGUCAAGGAAGAACAUGGUGGUCAACUUUCACCACAGUACUAUCGUGCUGCACAGUUGAAUCGCGACAUCUGGUUCACUUGUCCAGUCCUUGACUUUACGUGGCAGUAUGUCAAAAACGGGGGUGUGGAAGCCUCACAGGUGCGGCUGUAUGAGUUCAACCAAACCAGAUACACGCCAGUCUUUGAUUUCAUGGGUGUGUCAAUGUGGGGUGUAGCUCAUCUCAGCGACAUCCCCUACCUAUUCAACAACGACCACCUAGAGGCCGGUGCAGAUAAUUCGGACGAUCAGCUUGCGCUAGCGCGGGAUUUCAGUCGGACAAUUAUUCAGUUCGUGCAUGGCGCUCCUAAAGGGGAAGACGAACGACUUCAGUCAUGGCCGCCUGCCUUUUCGAAUGACUGUGUCAAAUCUUCAACGGGCGAUGUGCCUAACCAUAUCUCGCUGCAGCUGUUUGGUGGUCCUCAUGGCUCCGGUUCCACUAAAUGUAGCGAAGGCAUCGAAGCGGACAUGGAGGUUAUGACUGAUGCAGAGAAAGCGCUUCAUGGGGAAAAGUUGUUUAGUCGGUGUGCAUUUCUCAAUAGUCAACAAUUUAGAGAGGAAGCAGGGGUGUGA
Penicillium griseofulvum is the source of this 2187-nucleotide messenger RNA. RefSeq names its product Carboxylesterase, type B. Bases 1 to 2187 code for a protein of 728 amino acids. NCBI's taxonomy places the organism in Eukaryota, Fungi, Ascomycota, Eurotiomycetes, Eurotiales, Aspergillaceae. The record is from RefSeq and is a predicted model, not a curated record. The transcript has 8 exons.